AGCCGGGUGACACCGAGUACGGUGGCCGAGGAGGCUAAGUGAGUGCAUGCGUGAAUAACAUGGCAUCGCGUGUUGGGAAGCGCGGCGCGGGGGCAGACGAUGAAUUGCCCCCCCUGCAGGCCGUGCUUAUCGCUGACAGUUUCAACAGGAGGUUUUACCCCAUCACGAAGGAUCGGCCCAGGGCUCUUCUACCAUUGGCAAAUGUCGCUUUGUUGGAUUAUACCUUGGAAUUCCUCGCUGCCACUGGUGUUAAAGAAACAUUUGUGUUUUGCUGCUGGAUGGCAAAUGAGAUAAAAGAGCAUCUGAGGAACUCCAAGUGGUGUCGGACUACAAGCUCGAAUGUAGUGCGAGUGGUGACCUCUGAACUUUACCGCUCUCUUGGAGAUGUCCUCCGAGAUGUGGAUGCUAAGACCUUGGUGCGCUCAGACUUUGUGUUGGUCACAGGGGAUGUGGUUUCCAACAUAAACAUUGAAGCAGCUUUGGAGGAGCACAGGACUCGGCGGAGGCUGGAGAAAAAUAUUUCAGUUAUGACUAUGAUCCUCAAGGAGUCGUCACCAGUGCACCAUACAAGGUGUCAAGAGGAUGAUGUUAUCAUUGCUAUGGAUAGCAAGACCAAAAGAGUGCUUUUGUACCAAAAAAAUCUCGACUCGAAGCGCUACCACUUUCCAACGAGCAUCUUCCAGAGUAAAGCUGAUGAGAUAGAGCUACGUCAUGAUUUGCUAGACUGUCACAUUAGUAUCUGCUCUCCCCAGGUAGCAGAGCUGUUCACAGACAACUUUGACUACCAAACCAGAGAUGACUUUGUUCGUGGCCUCCUUGUUAAUGAAGAGAUCUUAGGAAAUCAGAUCCACCUUCACGUAACUCAGGAAGAGUAUGGUGCCCGCGUGUCUAACCUGUCAAUGUAUGAAGCUGUAACUUCUGACAUCCUUUGCCGUUGGCUGUAUCCUAUAACCCCUGAGACAAACUUUACUGACCAGGAAGACCAGAACUAUACACACUUACGUCAUAAUAUUUAUCGAGGGUCAGAGGUCAGCCGUGGUCAUGGCAGUGUCUUGCAUGAGAAUGUACUAAUUGGGAGCAACACAACAAUUGGGUCAGAAUGCAGCAUCAGUAACACCAGUAUUGGGAAGAACUGCAGAAUUGGUGAUCGAGUGGUUUUGGAAAAUGUGUAUAUUUGGGACAAUGUUUGCAUUGAAGAUGAUGUUAAAAUUAGAAAAUCUGUAGUUUGCAAUAAUGUUGUUGUGAAGAAAAGAGUGAAGAUUAAUGAACACUGCGUCCUGACCUCAAAGGUUGUAAUUGGUCCUGAUUUUGAGCUACUAGAGAACACUGUUAUUUCUCUGCAUCAUCCAGAUGAGGAUGAGGAAGAUGAUGAUGAAUUCAGUGAUGAUGCAGGGACUGGCACAAAGGAAGAGCAAUCAAAGGUCAAAGUGUACAACAGCACAGAAGUUGGAUCAGAGGGUGAAGGUUAUGUGUGGAAGUCUUCAGCAAUCCCUGAUGAAGAGGAGGAGGAAGAAUUACGGAAAAGCCUAUGGGGCCUCAAAAUUUCUAAUGUAGAGGACAGUGAUAGUGAGAGUGGAAAAAGUGUGUGCUCAGAGCAAGUAGACAGCCGUCCCGCUUCACCCCUUCUGGAUGAUAUUAAAGUUUUUCAGAAUGAAGUUUUGGGAACAUUGCAAAGAGGUGUGGAAGAAAAUAUUUCCUGUGAUAAUCUUGUGUUAGAAAUCAACUCCCUCAAAUAUGCCUAUAACAUCUCUCUUGUGGAAGUGAUGCAAAUUUUAUGCAAAGUGGUCCUAGAGUUCCCAUUGCAGCAACUGAAUGGAGUACUUGACGUGAACCCUUACUGUAAUGUUGUACUACCUCUACUAAAAAGAUGGACACCAGUUUUCAAAAACUACAUAAAGCGUGCAUCUGACCACUUGUGCUGCCUUAGUGCAUUGGAAGAAUUCUUUUUGGAUCAUGAACCUCUAUGGGCAGCAACUGCAAAGGUUUUGAUGGGAUUUUACCAGCAGGAUGUGUUGGCAGAAGAGAUGAUUAUCCGUUGGUUUUCAAAAACAGAAAUAACAGAUAAGGGACGGCAGCUACGUAAAAAACAAGCACUUCAGAAGUUUAUACAAUGGUUGGAAGAAGCAGAGGAGGAAUCUUCUGAUGAUGAGUGAUGUGGAGGGUGACUGUACUUCCUACUCAAAUCCUGUAUGUUUUAUUGGCACCACUGAUGGAGAAACCAGAAUGUGAAGAGCUGCUUCCAGAGGAUGGCCAUUUAAAUUUUCUUCAAGGCCUCAUUGUCACAAAAUGCAAAUACAUAAUUUAACCACCAAGGACCGAUCUUUCCACAUAAGCAUAACAACCAUCCGAGUACAAAGCAUCUGCUGGUUUGCAUAGUUUUUUUUUGUACUGCUCGCUGUGUGCUCGUUUUAAAACAUCCCCCCUCUUAAACAUACAAUUUUGUAUUCUCUCUAUCACAUCUCAUUUACAAACAUUUGGUGAGUUGUCUCAGACUCCUCUAUGAUCUUGGAUACAGGUUAAUCUGUCCGGAAUUUGCUAUAUGGCCAAAUGUACCAGUACCAACCUUCACAGGACUAAAAGCUAAAGUGCAGAUAUUUAUUACGGGGAACAAAUAAAGACUAUAUGGAUCUUGA
This is a messenger RNA of Hyla sarda, 2633 nucleotides long. RefSeq names its product eukaryotic translation initiation factor 2B subunit epsilon (gene EIF2B5). Gene Ontology annotation, cellular component: eukaryotic translation initiation factor 2B complex. The transcript has 16 exons. The coding region runs from base 60 to 2153 and encodes 697 amino acids. Gene Ontology annotation, biological process: biosynthetic process. Gene Ontology annotation, molecular function: translation initiation factor binding; translation initiation factor activity; guanyl-nucleotide exchange factor activity. The record is from RefSeq and is a predicted model, not a curated record. Lineage: Eukaryota; Metazoa; Chordata; Amphibia; Anura; Hylidae.